Molecule: messenger RNA, 2997 nt
Organism: Dendrobium catenatum
Lineage: Eukaryota; Viridiplantae; Streptophyta; Magnoliopsida; Asparagales; Orchidaceae
Exons: 13
Coding region: 612-2558 (648 amino acids)
Biological process (GO): positive regulation of growth
Source: RefSeq, a predicted model, not a curated record
UAUUGCCGGCGAGCAUCAUUGGGAACCCUAGAUGGACCUAUCGUCUAUGAAACCGAAACAGGAAAUACGACGACUGAGGAAAGAGAAGAGAAGAAACAGACUGAGGAGAGAGAAACAAGCGGAACGAGUGAGCCUGGGUUUGACCUAUUCCCCAUCUAUGCGUCUGACCCGCUUAUAUUUCUUCCAAUGGGUAGACUCCUUGCUCAGCUGCUGGAAAAACCAAAUUCUUCUUACGUCCUGGAUCUCCUCUAGCAGAGGAGAAAGGCUGCUUAUCGCUCCGUCGGUCGAUCUCUUUCAGCCCGGAUUCUUCCUCGCGCUCCUCUCUAACUGGGCACAGUUUUACUGUAGUUGCAUGUUGCUUCUUCUGUCUAUUGUGUCAGAUCUGAUUCCUCGUCGCUUCAGUAAACUCAUUCUACUUUCCGCGUUGACGGGUUGUGUUUGCCCAUCGAUGUAGUUGACUUUUCUGCUCCAAUUUUACAACUUCUGGUCCUCUUCAGCAAACAGGAAUUGGGACCCUCUGUUUCUAUCCAAUCUUUGAGUUUUUAUCUGGAUUUUAUGAUACAUGGAAAGGGAGAAAAUGCGCUGGUAGGGCGUUUCAGGGGUUAACUGUAAUGGGCGCAAUUUGUUCCAAGGGUUCGGCAGUGGACUUUUCGGCUAGUCAUAUUAAGAUUAAUGUUGGUUGCAAGGAUGAUGCGAGGGUAUCCUCACCUUCUAAGUUGAAGUCUUACGGUAACUCGAAGGCUUUACUAGUAGGUGGUGUUCCGGAGAAGCGGAGCCUCGAGCAAUCCUUCUCAUUUUCAGAGGGGAUGUCUCCUAAUUUUGGUCGCAUUAGGAAUGGAACUCCCGCACCAAGGCAUCAUGCUUUAUCUAGAGUUCUUUCAGAAAAAUCUUGGUCAACUAAGUGGAAGGGGUCCUAUGGAGGAAAAUCUGGAACACAAAAGGUUGCAGAAGUAGGUUUGCUUCUGGGCAGGGCUGGUAGUGUAGGUUUUGGUAAGGCAGUAGAGGUUUUGGACACAAUCAGUAGUAGCGUGACUAGUUUGAAUACCAGCAGUGGCUUUUCAUCAAGGGUAACAACAAAGGGAAAUAAAAUAUCUAUACUGGCUUUUGAGGUUGCAAACACAAUUGUAAAGGGCGCCAAUCUUUUACAUUCACUUUCAGAAGAAAAUACUAAUAACUUGAAGGGAGUGGUGCUUCCUUCUGAAGCAGUUCAAAAUUUGGUAUCCGAAGACAUGGAUGAGUUGCUAAGAAUUGCUGCUACUGACAAAAGGGAAGAGUUGAAAGUAUUUUGUGGAGAGGUGGUUCGAUUUGGGAAUCGCUGUAAAGAUCCCCAAUGGCACAACUUGGAUCGCUACUUUGCAAAUAAUUCUAGAUUAGGUUCUGAACUCGCAUCACAACAGCAAUGUAAAGAGCAAGCUGCAGAGGUUAUGCAGCAGCUAAUGAUCUUGGUUCAGUAUACAGCUGAACUCUAUCACGAGCUACAUGCUUUGGAUAGAUUUAGCCAAGAAUAUCGCCGGAAACUCCAAGAAGAAGAAAAUUCAGCUCCAAUUCAGAAAGUUGACAAUCUUCAGAUUCUUAGGCAAGAACUGAAAAGCCAAGAGAAACAUGUGAAAAGCUUAAAAAAGAAAUCAUUAUGGUCUACGAACUUGGAAGAGGUCAUGGAGAAGCUUGUCGAAAUUGUCCAUUUCUUGCAUUUUGAGAUUCAUGAAGUCUUUGUAAAUGCUGCUGCGUCAGGAUCUUACAAUGGUCAUCAGAGACUGGGUCCAACUGGCCUUGCGUUGCACUAUGCAAAUGUAAUCAAUCAGAUUGACACCAUUGUAUCACGGUCAGGUUCUGUGCCACCAAGCACGAGAGAUGCGCUGUACCAAAACCUUCCCCCAGCAAUAAAGUCUACACUGCGCUGGAGGCUGCAAGAAUUUCAGCUCAAUGAAAAGCCACCCGCUUCUCUAAUCAAGGCUGAAAUGGAGAAAACAUUGCAAUGGCUGGCCCCAAUGGCCAAUAACACUACCAAAGCGCACCAUGGCUUUGGCUGGGUUGGAGAAUGGGCGUGCAUAGGAACUGAGGCGGGUCAGAAGCCAGCAGGUCCUACCAGUUUGAUAAGGAUAGAGACGCUGUAUCAUGCCGACAAGGAGAAAACUGAAGCCUACAUUUUUGAAUUGAUAGUUUUUCUCCACCACUUCAUAAGCCAAUUAAGACCAGGAAGAUGCUUUACCUUCUCUCGAUCACCAGUAAAAUCUCUGAUCCGCUUUCCUUCGCAGAAGAUCUCAUCGUCAGCUCCUUUGCCUAGCUCCUCUUCUUCAUCAUUGCUCACACUGGAAGACAAAGAGAUGCUAAGAGGGCUCAAGUUCCACGAGGCUUCUCCAGGGAUAAGCAAAAGCCAGGAGUUUGAGAUUAGGCGGCCAAGGCUGAGCAAAAACCAUAGAUUGAGCAAGAGCAGCAACCAUUCUCCAACGGCAGAGAGCAAGCAUGAAUCAAGGAAGACGCCAUUGUUUCCUGUCAUCGAUUUUGAUAUCGAUCUUAAUACAACUUUGGAUGUGAUUGAUAGGGUGGAUGGACUAUGAUGGAAUUAUGAAUAACUUGAUUUGGAUGCUUCAUUGAUAGUGGAGAGAAUAAGCUUCCAGAAUAUAUAGUUCUAUUCUGAUUAGAAGAAGCUGCUAAUUAGAAGAAAAAAUAGGGUCAGGCAUUGAAUAAAAUUUGAUCAGGUUGAAUUUUAUUUUUGUCAGAUUUAUUUUGGAAUGGGCAUAAUGUAAGUUUUGAUGGAUCAAUCUAUGUUAUACUAUUCCAAAAUAAAUUUAAUGAUAAUAUGAAUCAUCUUCAUCAAAUUUUUGAUUAGUAUAUAUAUUCUGACAUGAAAAUUUUCCAUUGAUUAUGAUUAUUACCUUUCAACCUAAGGAAUUUUUAUUUUUUUUGCUGUGUUGGGUGUAAAUUGAGUUGAUUGGAGGUAAGAAGUUAUCUCCAGUAUUUUAUUCACAGCAAAGUUGGUGUAUUAUUUCAUUCCAA